Molecule: messenger RNA, 5313 nt
Organism: Mytilus californianus (California mussel)
Lineage: Eukaryota; Metazoa; Mollusca; Bivalvia; Mytilida; Mytilidae
Product: putative ferric-chelate reductase 1 homolog
Exons: 16
Coding region: 157-2106 (649 amino acids)
Molecular function (GO): oxidoreductase activity, acting on metal ions
Source: RefSeq, a predicted model, not a curated record
UGUGGUAUGAUUUAUUUGUCGGUUUGUACGACUACCUCCUUGUUAUACAGAGCAGGUCUGAGGAAUAUUUAACUCUUAUGGAAUAUAUAUUAAUAUAGUGUGGACAUAAAUUAAUUUUGUGAAGAUUUUUUAUUUCACCUGUCUAAUACAGAAAUAAUGCAACCAGUUCUGUUUGUGAUAACAGCUUUUGUUAUCCAAAGGAUACAAGGAUAUGGAACAGGUGCCCCGCAAUCUAAAUGUGGAGAUAUGUUUCCGUUACACAGUAGAAUACAACCAGAAAAUGGCUUACCGCCAUACACACUGACAGCUAGUUCUUACACUUACAAACAAGGCGAUACAAUAACAGUAACACUUGCAUCACCGACUGGAGCGUCGUUUGCAGGUUACAUCCUAGGAGCUAAAGACCAAACAACUUUAAACAGUAAUCUUGGUAGAUUUACAAAUACAGCGACAGGCAGAACAUUAAGUUGUGGCACAUCGGGUGCUGGUGCUGUUACUCAUCAAAAUAGCCAGCCGGAGUAUCAACUACAGUUUCAAUGGCAGCCAACAGCUGACACUACUGGUAAUGUAGUUUUUAUAGCAACGGUUGUGGAAUCUUAUUCAACGUUUUGGCUGAACAUUGUUACUUCUACAAUUUAUCCAGAGGUACAAACUACGCAGGCAUCUGUGGUACAAACACCUAAGGUACCAGAAACGACAACACAACCGGUAACAGAAUCCUUUCAACCGACUACUAUCACUACUAGUACUACUAGAACUACUACCAUUAUGCAAACUACUAAAACUAGUAUAUUACCGGGAGAUACUAGUUCUCUGAAAUCCGAUUCUGAGUGUGGAGCUACGAAAGGAUGUUUUAUAGAUUGUACUGGUAACUCAUGUAACUAUAUUGUAACCUGGAGAGAUAAUGGUGAUGCAGUGGACUUUGAACUGUCAACAAAACUGCAAGACACAAACAAUAAAUGGAUUGCCAUUGCCUUUUCGAGUGACAUUAAGAUGGGUGGAGAUGAAGUAGUGGCCUGUUUUAAUGUUGGUGGUAGCACAGAUGUACAACGGAGCUAUAAUGACGGCAAAAUUAAUACUCAAGUUACAAAUCCGUCAGCUGGACUGUCAAAUACAGUGGUUACAGUUCAAGAUGGAAUGUUCAAAUGUAGUUUUCGAAAGAACAAGCGACUAUCAAGACGUAAAAGACAAACCACCAGUUCAUUGUUUGUGGACUUAGAUAACGACUAUAACUUAAUGUUUGGCACAGGACCGGCUUAUCCAGGAAACAAGAUAGGCAUGCAUUCAAUAAAUCCAGUUGUAACUCCUGGAAAAGUAGAUUUCCAGUCAUUUACCGUUAUAGGCGAUACAGCUAAAUAUCCAUUAGUAAAGAUUCAUGCAUGUUUGAUGAUUAUUUCUUGGAUAUUUUGUACUGGAGUAGCCAUUAUAGCUGCGAGGUAUUACAAACCUGUAUGGUCUAAAUCGUCAUUGUUUAACCAGAAAAUAUGGUUUCAGAUUCACAGAACAUUAAUGGUUACAGCAAUGACACUGACAAUUGUGGCAUUUAUUAUCAUUUUUGUCGAAGUUGGAGGUUAUAGUCAGGUAUCUGCAAGUCCAGGAAAGGAGUAUCUCCCAUCACAUCCAGUUUUAGGAAUUAUUGUAACCAUACUAUGCAUAUUAAAUCCAAUAAUGUCAUUUUUUCGUCCGGGACCAAAUGAUAAGACACGUCCAAUUUUCAACUGGGCUCACUGGGGAGUCGGAAUGUUAGCCCAGAUUUUAGCUAUUAUAACAAUAAUUUUUGGAGUAGACUUACAAAAGUCUACAGCACCAAAGUAUACAGUAUGGGUUGUUGUUGGUUUUGUUAUCUACUAUGUCAUUAUGGAGAUUACUCAGAAAGUAGUGGACAGAUUAGCAGAAAGAAAGACAGGCGAAGCACAAAUCGAUACAGUUGAAAUGAAACAAAAUGGUUCGCAAAAUGGGUCCUUUAAUGCUAAUCAGCCACCAGCUUAUAGUGAGGACAAUAAAAAUAAAAAGGAUACCUUGCUGAAGAAAUCAUUACUAGCUUUACAUGGUAUUUGUACAUUGGCUUUCACAUUUACACUGCUUUUACUGGUAUCCAUGUAUUAAAAGCAUUGGGAGAAUAUGAAACAAAUAUAACCACACUGUGUAUCAUCGAUAUAAGAAACAGCACCGAAUGUAGGAGUUGGUCCAUUAUCAUUUUUCCUUUCUCGUAAUAAUGAGAGAAAAUUCUCAUGGACAUGACAUGUUGUGACCUUGAAGCACUGUGACCUUUAAGCACAGACAAUACACACAUUUUCACCAAAUAAUGAAAUAAUGCAAUUCAUAUUAGUAUUGUAGCGACUUGUGUUGUGUAAAUUGAAAAUAACACUUUAUUAUGAAUUCAUACAAAAGUAGAAAUCUUUCGUUUUGGUUUUAUUCUCAAUUCCGUCAGAACAACACUGUAAUAACAUUUGUUUUACUCAUUUUAUCUUUUGUCAGAAAUUUGUUUAGAAUCUAAAAAAAAUCAUAUAAGAACAUUUUUACUAGAUUGAUAAUAACUUUAACUGCUAUACCCUCCUCCCCCCAAUUAAAAAAAUAAGGAUAUAACUACAUACAUCAAUAUAUUCUCCAGUUUUAGUUAUGUGCAAUUACGACAUUUAAGCAAUUCACUGGAAGCGUCUAGUUUUGAAACUUUAGAAACUGAUGAAAGUCAAGUCUAAUCAAAUAAGAUACAUAUGCAAAUAAGUGCUGGAAGGAAUUGGUACAUUUGGAUUCUAGAAUACUGUCUCGUUUUUUGUUUGUGUUUUGUUUUAUGUGUGUGUUUUAUUGUGAAUAUUGUUAUUGAGGUCGAUAAGAUCGACUAACAAGAUCGGUCUUUUUCUGAAAUAGAUGUCCCAAUAAGACAGUUAAAGAGUACAUUAAAACACUUUUGUAUAAAAUUUAAUGCUUUACGUAUUAUAUAUACUUUUCUAAUGUUAUGUUUGGUUGUAUGUAUGUCUCUACAUUGAAAAAGCUUUACAUACGAUAAGUAAAUGAUUUAAGGCUGAACAAGAAACAUAUUUUUUUAUACCAAUCUGCUUUUGUGUGAUGCCUAUCGCCCACUAUGUUUUAUAAACGAGUUUAAACAGGAGUGUCACAAUUGAAGAAGGAACUUCUGACCUUUCCUGAGCACUUUAGUUAACACCAGCCUUUUAAUGGGGUUAGUGUAACUAAAUCUUUAGUUAUAAGUUUUGUGGUUCAUUGUGUGUCUUUUCGUAGUUUACUUUUUGUCAUGGCGUUGUCUAUUUUCUUCGGCUUAUAGAUUUUUAUUGCAUCUUUAGUAUCUUCUCCCAAUUUUUAUAGCUUUAAAGUGAAAAACAAAGAAAUUGAGUAAUGCACGAACUUGUUUAAAAUCCGUUCUAGUUAAAUUGCAUCAGUAUGUAUCAAAUGAGAUUGAUAAAAGGGUAUGCCAUGGAAAACCAAAUAAAUGCCUGUCUAUAUUACAUUUUUCAUUGCAGUUUUCUUUAUAUAUUCUUAAAAACAAUCUUUGUUAACAAAAAAUCAAUCGAAUACAUUAAUAACUUAAUGUAGUUAACAGGACAAUCGUAAAAAAUGAAUAAUGGAAAAAAUGCUAGUGUGCGACAAAUAAUUGGGCAAAGUAUAUGUAUUUUUUAAACCUGGUUUGAUUUUGCCACUUGAUAAAAGACUUUCCGUCUUGAAGUUUUUUUGUUAUUUUACUUUUUGUUAAGUACGCGAUGAGAUGUACACAUGCACGAAUACUGCUAUUUGGCUUAGAAUCAAGAAUAUUUUUUUUCUGUAGACUUUACAUCUCUAUUAUAUUUUACUUGAAUAUUAGUACAUUGAUAAACACUGUAAAAGAAAAUUCUAAUUUUGGUUUAUAUUCAUUAUUUCAAUCCUGAUUGUGGCUUUUCUUCCAGUCAGAUAUCUUAAGUAACAUUUCCAUAGCUAGCAGGGAUAUUGCUGUUUCAUUAAAUCGCUGGUUUAGCCGAUGAUAUAACAAGUUUGUACAUUGUAUCAUUUGUAAACAGAUGAGCAGGAAAGUUGAUGUAUGUUUCGCAUAUGAUAUAAAUGUGUUUUCCCUAUCAUAUUCCUACCAAUGCUUUGUUAAUAGGGUUACUGGCAUUAAAAGAAAUCUGAUCAAGUAAUAUGCGAGAAACAUACAAAUGACUACCUUCCUAGCAAUACCAACAACUAAAUCAAAAUGUAGUAUUAUGCCAGGAUUUUAUUGUUAUUUUUUGUUUUAACAUUAAAUAGUUAAUUUUGUAUUAUAGUAGUGCAUUAUUGAAUUACAAUCUGAGUUAAAAGUUGUAUCAUGUAUGUAUGUUUUCACGGUUCAUGUAGGUAUGUAUGUAUGUGUGUGUGUAUGUAUGUAUGUAUAGUAUGAUAUGGUAUGCAUGUAUGUAUGAAUAAUGUAGAACGUUUUAAUCAAAAUUUGUAAAUAGCGUUGAAAUGAUAGGUUAAAAAAUGACUAAAAUUGUAAUUUGUAUAGUGAUAGUUCGGUUCUUUGAGAUAAGAAUUUACUGACAGAAACUCUUGUUUAAUUUUGAAGCUAUGUUCGGAUAUAUGACAAUUACAUGUAUAUCAAUUUAGAUAUCAUUUCAAGUAUUCUUAAAUUUACUAAAUGCAUUUAGAUAUUUCUCAUAUAAAGCGUCCGUUAUUGGAUUACUAUAACUAUAAAGGCCUUUUUCGCAAUUGUUUCUUUUUGAUGAAACAACUUCACUAUUGUUGAUAAGAGUCAUGUCGAAAUCUAAAGAAGAAAUCGGAUAACGUUUGAUCCGGUCAAGUAGAUGUUUCAGAAAAUGUUUGACUGGAAAAUUACCUUUAGAGGUAAACUGUUAAUUCUGUUUUUAUCUUUGAUUUUUUUUAAAGGAUAUUGUUCAAAAUGAAAAGUUGUUUUACCGCAAUCAGUAUAUUACUCAUUCUUUCAUCAUUCAUGGGUGCACAGCAGUUCUUUCAGCCUUUAACACGUUUCUUAGAGUAAAAAAUAAAGGGUAAGAUGCAUACUACCGUUUGAUUGUUUGUAAAUGUCGAUUUCAUAUCAGUUGAGUCAAGAUGCAUUGUUACUGCCAUUGCAACCAAUAACCAAGAAAUGUAAAACAUUGUGCAUUGAAUUCUCUGUCGUAAGACAGACUGGUGAUACAGAUAUGAAAUUUACUGCAUUGUUAUUGUAAAACAGGGGAAAAUGUUGAAAUACACUGUAAAUUUAUAUUUUCAUUCGCCGUAAUUGUUGAUCGUGAUAUACAUAUGCUAGAAACAAUUGUCUUUGUAUUGCGUCUUUACUGUAGAUUACCAACGAAAUGCAGAUUAAAAACUAAUCUCUAUAGAUCUACAAAA